Messenger RNA from Gregarina niphandrodes, 384 nucleotides. RefSeq lists its product as hypothetical. The record is from RefSeq and is a predicted model, not a curated record. Lineage: Eukaryota; Apicomplexa; Conoidasida; Eugregarinorida; Gregarinidae. Bases 1 to 384 code for a protein of 127 amino acids. The transcript has a single exon.
AUGACAACUCAGCCGACGGGCAAUCCGAUGUAUAUGCCGCCUACUUACGUGGAGACCUUCUUGACGAGGGAUGGCUUGGUGGAGGAGCACUACGUGCCUCCGCGUGAGCGGACGGUUCGGAAAAAGUUCAAGUACCAGGACCCGGGUUCCUGCGGAGCGUGCAAUGAAGUGUGCAACGGCGCCUGCGACGGUCCGGAAGUGAGCAAGAGCUACAAGAAAAGUGUCAAGCCUGGCGGGACUUGUGGUUGCUGCAAUGCCAAGGGCUGUUGUGACCGUGAGAAACUCUGGAUCCGCCGCGGCAGUUCGGUCGAAAGCUGGCAACUGAAGGAGCUCCAGAUCCACACCAAGUCUAGCCGAAAGAGAAGCAAAAACAAGUGCUGCUAA